GCGUCGCUAGUGUCGCUGUCCGGACAAGACAGCUACCUGCGCUACGUGGACCUGACCACGGACAACCUGCAGCUGACACUCAAGUUCCGGACGGCGCGGCCGGACGGGCUCAUCUUCCUCUACGUCAGCCGCAUGCAGACGCCCACUAUGCCGGACAGCGUGUCUCUGUCGCUCAUCAAAGGCCGGCUGGUGCUGAUGAGCCAGCGCGAGCAGCUGGACACGGGGCUGAGCGUGUACAACGACUCGCAGUGGCACGUGCUCACCGUCGUGCACAACAAGCAGCACCUGCGGCUCUACGUGGACGACAUUGACUACUUCAGCUCAGACACGCCGCCCGCGCCGCUUCAGAUCUUGGAAGGCGUGUUAUUCGUGGGCGGCGUUCAGAACGGCUACGUGGUGGGCGGACGCGUAGGAAGCAAGGUGCCUUUCCAAGGCUGCGUGGCCGACGCCACCAUCAACGGCCGCAUCCUCAACCUGCUCGAGCCCUUCAGCUCGAGCGGAGUCACCUUCGGCCGCUGUGGCGACAUCACAUACACAGGCGGCAUGGCGCCAGACGGCCCGUGGGUGCCGCAGUCGCCGCCGUCCAACCUGCUGCCGGUGCCCACGCAGGGCCCGCCGCCGAUCGUGUCCGAGCCAGACCCCAACCUCAACAAGGUGGAGUUGUUCAACGAAGUGGUGACCUCUCCACCGACCACCACUCUGGCAGCGACCACAGCGGCGGCGACCACCACGCAGCGGCCGACCACGCGGCGACCGGCCACCACGGCGCGCCCGCCGCCGCAGCCCGAGCCGGGCUGCAAGCUGGCCUACGACAAGUUCUACGACAUCGGCGACCCUGAGGAGGGGUACCGGUUCGGUACUCGGGAAGACAGCCGCAUCGAGUACGGCAAGCUGCCGGGCCGGCAAGUGGGCGGGUUCGACCUCAGCGUCACCUUCCGCACCUUCGACAAGCACGGCGGCUUGUUGCUGUACGCCGCCGCUGAGCGCGCGCCCGGCCAGUUCCUGGCGCUCUACAUGCGCCACGCCCAGCUGAACCUGGAGUUCAACUGCGGCGGGGAAACUGGUCACAUCACGUGGGGGCAGCUGUACAACGACACGCAGUGGCACACGGCCACCGUGGUGCGGCGCGACGGGCACGCCAAGCUUACGGUGGACGGCGAGCGCGUGGGCGAGGCCAGCGUGGAGUGCCGCGCGCCCGCCGUGCUCGCGCCGCCCUACUACUACGGCGGGCUGCGGCUCAACCGCUCCGACCAGCUGCCGUUCUACCAGCCGUUCAAGGGCUGCCUGAAGGGGCUGCUGAUGAACGGGCAGCACGUGGGCGAGGUGGCGGCGCGCGUCAACUCGCUGCGCUGCGCAGACGCCGUCGAGGCCGGCGUCUACUUCGGGCCCUCGCACUCGCCCACCGACUCCAACUACAUCAAGCUGUUCAAAGUGGGCAAAUUCAAAGUGGGCAACGAGAUCUCGAUCUCGAUGGAGGUGAAGCCUCGCAACAGUACAGGCCUUCUGCUGAGCGUGCACGGCGGCGUGGACUACCUGGUGCUGGAGUUGCAGCCGGGCGAGGUGGUGGCGCGCGUGGAAAACGGCAAGGGACCCUUCCAGGCCAGCUACAAGCUCGGCGGCGCCACGCUGUGCGACGGCAACUGGCACAAGAUCCACGCUGUGAAAUCCCGCUACGUGGUGUCAGUAGGCGUCGACGGGCACUUCUCAGACGCGGGCAUCGGGCUGUCCAGCUCCACCGACACGAAGUACCCGCUGUACAUCGGCGGCCACGAGCGCCCGCUUAACCGGCUCAAGGGCGUACAGGCCCGACACGGCUACACCGGCUGCAUGAGGAACCUGGUCAUCAAGGAGGAGCUGAUGGAGAUACCGCUGUCGGCCGCCGGCAGAAACGCGCACGUCGGCGUCUGCCCGGCCAACUAAACGAUUGUCAGUUGAAAAAAAAAACAUUUCUAACAAGUUUUAAUCCAUCAUUGUUGGGCAGUUGACAUUAUCCCAUAAUUUAAGCAAGUUAUAGUUUUUCAUUGUUUUCAAGGCAAUAAAGUUAGAAAUAAUGUUAACCACUUUAACAUUGUAUACCAUUGUGUACUCUCGACUCGGUUGUUCAAUAAAUUUUAUUUGAUUUGCAAACGAUAAAGACAUUUAUGAAUGGUGUAACAGUGUAGCACUAACUACAUACAAAAAAAACUAUAGGAGAACCACAUAUUAACGAAUCUAAAAACAUGUCGAUAGAAUAAUGGUGUCAACUGCCCAAUUAUAAAAUGGAACUCGCUGUAAACUUUCAACCUCUUCAGUUUAAACAUAAUAUUAUGGGCGAUUUCUAAGUCUGCUCGUCUGCCACCUAUCAUAUAACUUAAAUGAAGUACAUCGCCUCCUAAAAAAACUAAUAAAAUAUAUCAAGUACGAGCGAGAAUCAACACCAUUAUUAUUACCAUGAUUAACCAUAUAAAGUGAUACAAAAGUCAAUUAUUAAAAAAAACAUGACAUGACUACUAGUUCACAGCCUAUUUAUAAGAUUUAUUAUAUUAUUUGUUCCAGCUUGUUUGAAAUAACAGUGGAUCUAGUUAGUAAGACUCGCUUGAUGAACUAAAAAUACCCAGAAAAUUGUUAUAAGGUACUGUGUAACAAAAUCAAUGAUGGUGUUGUAAGAGAGAUGGAAGAAGAUGGGUCUUUUGAUGUGUACUAACAAAUAUGAUUAUUUCCAUUAAGAAGAUCGUUUGAAAUGUAGCAGCAGACAAGCUUUUACUUAUUAAACGAAAUAAGAUUGCGCGAGAAGGAUUAAAAAAUUACCCUUCAUUUUCCUUGACCUUUUAGUAUUAUAAAAUGGCGCCAAUUCCCAAGAUGUCAUGGAGAUAUUUACAUGGGGAGGUAUUUUAUAAUUAUGUCUACUUGUGCCAUUCUGCGGCUGAUAUUAUGCUCAGUUUUUGCAACUUUCGCAUUUAUUCAUGUAUACUAU
Ostrinia furnacalis (Asian corn borer) is the source of this 2953-nucleotide messenger RNA. Its product is annotated as laminin subunit alpha-like. The coding region runs from base 133 to 1920 and encodes 595 amino acids. The record is from RefSeq and is a predicted model, not a curated record. Lineage: Eukaryota; Metazoa; Arthropoda; Insecta; Lepidoptera; Crambidae. The transcript has 11 exons.